Molecule: messenger RNA, 4216 nt
Organism: Seriola aureovittata
Lineage: Eukaryota; Metazoa; Chordata; Actinopteri; Carangiformes; Carangidae
Gene: pcdh20
Product: protocadherin-20
Exons: 2
Coding region: 92-2761 (889 amino acids)
Biological process (GO): homophilic cell-cell adhesion
Cellular component (GO): plasma membrane
Molecular function (GO): calcium ion binding
Source: RefSeq, a predicted model, not a curated record
GGUCUGCACUGCUCAACGCUCAAAAUGCCUGGGUUACUUAAACUGCCACUCUCACUGCUUUAAGUGGAAAGUGUUGGACUAGGACAUAAACAUGUUCAACAGCAGACACCCCAGCCUUAGCAAAAGAGGAGGAAUAUGGGGAUUGUGCAUCCUCUUGCUUUACACCAGCCCUCUUUCCUGUUUUGCAAAUUUCAGCCAAGCAAAAGAGCUCGUCUAUAAGAUAAAGGAGGGAUUACCCAGGGGGACCUUCAUAGGGGCCAUUGGAGUAGACUUAAAUUUGGAUUUCACAGUUGAGCCCCCCUUUUUAUUCAGUCUCUCGCAAAAGAAGGUCAGUGAACAGUAUGUGAAUCUAAAUAAUACGACGGGGGAGCUUCACACAUCUGCUACAGAGAUUGACAGAGAGACCCUCUGUCCUGAUAACGCAGAGGGACAGGGAUGUGUCCUCUCGCUGGAUGUGUUUGUGUUGCCUCAGCAGUACUUUCAGCUCAUAAAAGUUAAGAUUUUAAUUGAGGAUGUGAACGACAACAGGCCAAAGUUCCCCGUGGAUGAGAUCUGUAUGUCUGUCCCUGAAAACACGCCCGUCAACGCUCGUUAUGCAGUGGAGCAGUCUGCAGUUGACCCGGACCUGGGUGUUCACGGAGUGCAGACCUACUGGCUGGUUAACGACUUUGGUGUGUUCACACUGGAUGUUGAGGAGAAUGAGGGAGGAGAGCUCACACCCUUCCUCAUUGUGACAGAGGCCUUGGACAGAGAGACACAGUCUGAAUACAUUACAGAUAUCAUUGCAGAGGAUGGAGGGACCCCUCCUCUACUCGGCGCAGCUACUUUAAAAAUUGUCAUCACAGAUGUGAACGAUAACUGCCCCCAAUUCACAGAGUCACAAAUUAAUGUCACUCUGCAUGGGAAUGCUACCAAAGGGGCACAUUUGGCACGUUUGCAUGCUUUUGACCCUGACCUUGGUGCUAAUGCUCAGAUCAGCUACGCUUACAGUGAACGUGUGCCAAGGGACACCAGGAGCUUGUUCCAUUUGGACAGAAUCACUGGGGUGAUCAAGCUAGCAGGGAAAAUAAACACUGUCACAGCCACAUUUUACAAACUCACCGCUCUGGCUAACGGACCUGGUUGUAUCCCUGCUGUCGCCACUGUUACUUUCCAUAUCAUCAAAGUUGUCACUGGACCCCCUGCUGUCAUACCUCGGUACAUUGCACCAGAAAAAGAUGGGGUAGUCACAAUAAAGGAGUCUGAGCCAGCCUUUUCUCCAAUUGCUUUUUUUACUGUUAAAAACAUUGAUAUGAACCAAAGGGUGGACUGUUAUUUGGAAGGGACUGGUCCCUUCAGGCUUGGUCCCUAUCAGCUGUUCAAAAAUGAAUACCUGCUGGAGACUACAGAGCCCUUGGACUAUGAAAAGAUAAAGGAAUAUGAGCUAAUUGUGGUUGCUAAGAAUACUCAAGGACUUGUCAUCAAGACAUUCCUGAAGGUGCAGGUGUUGGAUGAGAAUGAUAACGCACCAGUGUUUCAGCAGUCUCUGUUGGAAAUAUCUGUUGAGGAAAACAAUCCACCAAACACUUUUCUAACCCAGCUCCAAGCCUCGGACCAGGACAGCGAAAGCCGAGGGGAAGUCAUCUACCUCCUUGGAGGUGACGCCCCCGGGAUCUUUGUUGUGGAUCGUGUGACAGGUGUCCUGACUGUGGCUACAUCACUGGACCGUGAGGAGAAAGAGACAUACCGGUUCAUAGUGAGAGCAGUGGAUCAGGGGACACCCAGGAGGGAGUCAAUUGCAACUGUGGUGGUGAGCGUGCAAGACCGCAAUGACAACAGUCCCCGCUUCAUCAAUAAGGACUUUACUUUCUUCGUGCCAGAGAACUUCCCAGGGUACGGUGAGAUCGGUGUCCUCUCUGUGACGGAUGCUGAUGCUGGGGAAAAUGGCUGGGUGGCCCUUUCCAUCCUCAACGGCAGCGACAUCUUCAUGAUUGACACAGGGCGGGGGGCGCUGAGGGCCAAGACAUCACUGGACCGGGAGCAACAAGGGACAUACCAGCUGUGGAUUGAGGCCGUCGAUGGUGGGGAGCCCACGCUUUCCUGUGUUACCAUGGUGACCGUGCUGUUGUUGGAUGUAAAUGACAACCCGCCUAUUGUCCUCUUCCCUCAGUCCAAUCAGUCCUACAUGCUAGUGCUACCCAAUACGUUACCAGGAACAUCAAUCACAGAGGUGUACGCUGUGGAUAAAGAUACAGGCAUGAAUGCUGUGAUCGCCUAUAGUAUCAUUAAGAGGAAAGGUGGCGAGCCAGGGUCAUUUGCCAUAGACCCAGAAACAGGAAAUAUCACAUUAAAGAGGGAACUCAGCAACCGGGGCCUCUACAGCCUUCUGGUGAAGGUCAGUGAUCAUGGUCAGCCUGAGCCACUUUACUCAACUGUCAUGGUUAACUUCUUUGUCAAUGAAACAGUGAGCAAUGAGAGUUACAUCCAGAGCCUGCUGACCAGAGAGGCUGACAUAGAGAUAGAGGAGAGGCCCUGGUACACUGGCCAAAUGACAGAGGGGCCGGAGAGGUAUGAGCUCUUCCCCUGUCAGCCUGUCCUCAUUGCUCUUUCAGUGACAUGUCUGGGGCUUUUUUUCUUGGUUGUUACACUGACAUCUUACAUAUGCUGUAAGAGGUUUAAAAAGCACAGAAAGAAAAGAUCAGAAGUGGAAAUACCUUUAAAAAUGAAGGAUGACUCAAUGCAGGUUGUGAACCGAAAGCUCAGGCAGAUCUCCAACAUCUAAUAUUCAGCUGUCCACGCCUCCAAAAACCACCACUGUUUACAUGAAUGUUUACAAAGCUCACUGUAAGAAGUGUAGUUCUUACAUGAGGUUGCUCUUUUUGCUUUUGUCAUAUGAAUGUUAUUACUUGCAAUAUAUUAUGAUUUGACCCACAUGCCCAUGAGUUUCUGUCAUUAAUAAGGGCACACAGUACCGUCCUCUGUUCCACUUUUUAUCAUUUCUAUGAUCCAUGACACUUACGCAUAUGUAAAGUAUCAGAAAACCAAAGUAAUUAAUGAAUUAAUAUUGGUGUGAAAGUACUAACAGCUUUAUAACAAAGUCAUGAGAGCAACUUAAUCUAAGGUCCUAUGUAAAUAUUGUACAAAAAACUUUAUAUAAAACUUUUGCAUUGGUAUGAAAAAGACAAAACACAUUUCAAGACACAGCAAAUGUUUCUUUCUUCAUCUCUUUACACCAACUGUAACAAUUACAAACAUCAUAAAGAAGUGAUUACUCUUGGAAGUUGGAUACAUCUUGAAUAAAGUAACCAAACACAUUUCAAAUUUGGUAGAAACAAGAAUCAAAAUGUAUUACUUUAUUUAAAGCAGGGUCAUCCUUUUAUAUUUGGAGAGCUCACUCUGUCAAUAUACAUUGAAUUCUAUGCACACUAUGCACAAAUGCCGUCAAAGCAUUCGGCAUAACAAACAUGGCAAUUCAUUUCGGAAUCUGAAAACAGUCGUCAAAUUUCUGUGUGACGUCUUAGAGCCAUGGUUGGUAACCACAUGCCCUACUUCCUGUGAAAGCCGACCGAUGGUGUACUGUAUAUAAAACCUUCAAAUUCCAUCUCAGCAUGGCAAAGAGUCCCAUAUUUUCACACUAAAUAAUUUGUUUCUUCAUUGUCAUACAUCUGCUUUGAGAUACAUAUGUCAUCCUCCUCUAUACAAUCAUGCAAUUUUCAAUGUGUCUGUGAAAACAUGCUAAGUAUCUGUGAAAGAAAAUCAAAGUAACUAUUAAAGAUGCUUUAUUUUUUAUAAUACUUUGGAUUUUUUUUCUGUAUUGAUAUCACCUGCAUGAAUUUUCAGAAGUGUGUGUAUAAGAUCUCAUAUACACAAAUGUGACAUUUAGUAAGGUUUGAAGGUGCAAUCUAUUUUAGCAUCCACUCUCAGAUUGGUUGUCAGGUUGUUUCAUGAACACAAAUAUCACCAAACAACAGCUAAAUCUAGUUUACACAUCUUCUGAUGCUGCUUAAAUUGUAUUUAUAUGGAUUCUCUUUGAAAGCAGAGCAAGAAAACGGGCCUAUACUUCGGAUUAUUAUAAACUGACAAACACACAAAAUUCAGAAUUUUCUAUUUGUGAUUCAAACUCUGCUAUUCUGUAUGUGAAUAUCCCUCAAAUGUGUGGUAUGUGGUCUAUUCAGUGAGAAAAUCUUUCAGUAGUGUAUGAAUCAUUACGUGUAGUAAGUAUAUUGAUACAAAUAUU